CGCCCCUCGCGGGCACGCGCCAGGUCGCAGCGGUGUGACGUACGGCCGGCAAGAUGGCGGCCUCCAUGUGGGGCUCGCUGCUGCGGAAGGUGCGGCAGGUGGUCCCAGCAUCAGCCGCAGAACAAGUUCGCAGUUACUACGUCGACUGGAAAAUGUUACGGGACGUGAAGAGACGGAAGAUGGCGUUUGAGUAUGCGGACGAGCGGCUGCGUAUCAACGCCCUCCGGAAGAACACCGUCCUCCCCAAAGGCCUCCAGGAGGUGGCUGACGAGGAGAUCGCAGCCCUGCCCCGCGACAGCUGCCCGGUGCGCAUCAGGAACCGCUGUGUCAUGACGUCCCGGCCCCGAGGGGUGAAACGGCGCUGGCGACUCAGCCGCAUCGUCUUCCGGCACCUGGCGGACCACGGCCUGCUGUCGGGGGUCCAGCGAGCCAUGUGGUGAUGGGCGGGGGCCUGGACCCCCCACCCCAGGCUGCGGGGAGGCGAGAGCUGGUGAGGCCAAGACUGUCCUAAGAAAGAGACGCCCAGGUUUUCCAGGCUGGGGGUCCUGUCGGCGUGAUGCCCGCUUGUUUUUGCGAAGAAGACGUGAUGAUGUUUCCUUCCCAGCCACGGCAGACUGGCCGCGAAUCAUCUUUUCUCCUGGAUUCAACAGUUUGGACAGGCUGUGGUUUCCCGUGAAUGCUCUAAACAAGGAAAACAUUAAAAAGAGUUUCUAUGAAAA
Sorex araneus (European shrew) is the source of this 719-nucleotide messenger RNA. RefSeq names its product mitochondrial ribosomal protein S14 (gene MRPS14). The record is from RefSeq and is a predicted model, not a curated record. The transcript has 3 exons. Gene Ontology annotation, biological process: translation. Gene Ontology annotation, cellular component: mitochondrial small ribosomal subunit; ribosome. Gene Ontology annotation, molecular function: structural constituent of ribosome. Lineage: Eukaryota; Metazoa; Chordata; Mammalia; Eulipotyphla; Soricidae. The coding region runs from base 54 to 440 and encodes 128 amino acids.